Messenger RNA from Scaptodrosophila lebanonensis, 1173 nucleotides. Its product is annotated as elastin-like. The transcript is spliced from 2 exons. Bases 49 to 1062 code for a protein of 337 amino acids. The record is from RefSeq and is a predicted model, not a curated record. NCBI's taxonomy places the organism in Eukaryota, Metazoa, Arthropoda, Insecta, Diptera, Drosophilidae.
AAUGGCCUCAUUGCAGACUGUGACAGGGAAGAAGCACCUUUAAGCGGAAUGAAGAUAUUAAACUUUUUAUGGACGGUGGCACCAAUAAUCGCAUUUUUGCAGAUUCAAUAUGCAUCGAGCGUUAUCCUGGGCACAGGUGCCAUCGGUCUUGGUGCCGUGGGAGCUAAAGUGCUUGGGGCAGGAGCGUUAAAGACUGGCGGUCUUGGUACUGCCGCUCUCGCAGCUGGUACAGUAGGAGCCGGAAUACUUGGUGCUGGCGCUGCAGCACUGGGGGCUAAUGCAAUAGGAACGGGGGCACUUGCCGCUGGCGCAGCCGGGGCUGGAGCGCUUGGAGCUGGUGUGCUUGGAGCGGGUGCCAUUGGAACUGCAGCGCUUGGUGGCCACGCGAUGAAGGCUGGAGCUAUGGCUGCUGGAGCCGUAGGUGCGGGCGCGUUAGCUGCAAAGGCUGGCGCAGUGGGCGCAGCAGCACUUGGGAGUAAAGCUGUGGCGGCAGGAGCUUUAGGUGUCGGAGCUAUUGGUGCUGGAACGGCUACUGCUGCUGUAAUUGGUGGUAAAGCCGUCCAAGCUACUGGCGUCAAGGCUGCUGUGGCAGGAGCUAAGAUACUUCGUGCUAAAGCUGUGGGAGCGUCUGCAGUGGCCUCAAAAGUUGCCGGAGCAGCUAUCCUUGGCACUUCGGCUGCUGCGGGCAAGGCCGUUGCGGGUGGUGCUGUCGGUGCUGCCGCCCUUGGAGCUGGAGCACUGGGAGCUGCUGGCAUUGGCGGCGCUGCGCUUGCAGCUAAGGCCGCUCAUUCCGCCUCAGUCAAUGCAGCAUAUCUGGGAGCGGCCGCUGCUGGCGCAGCUGCAUUGGGGGCUGGAGCUAUUGGCUCAAAAGCGAUUGGAUCUGCGGCCAUUGGAGCUGGUGCCUUGGGAGCUGCCGGACUUGGAGCUGCUGCUUUGGGAACUGGCGCCAUCGCAGCGAAAGCUGUGGCGAAGGGUGCCGUUGGAGCAGCUGCCCUUGGAACCGGCGCCUUGGGCGCUGGAGUCCUUAAGAAAGGAGCAGCAGGAGCUAUUAUUGUGGGUUAAAAUCCCCUGGCAUUUGCCACAUCCCCAAAAAUUUUAUUUAUCUCAAAUUUUUCAAUUUUUUUUUAUGAAAUACAUAACGAAUUAAAUGCUUUAGCGUAGAGAAAAAUAAAA